This is a messenger RNA of Pelmatolapia mariae (spotted tilapia), 1266 nucleotides long. Its product is annotated as GTPase IMAP family member 9-like. The transcript is spliced from 2 exons. NCBI's taxonomy places the organism in Eukaryota, Metazoa, Chordata, Actinopteri, Cichliformes, Cichlidae. Bases 1 to 1266 code for a protein of 421 amino acids. The record is from RefSeq and is a predicted model, not a curated record. Gene Ontology annotation, molecular function: GTP binding.
AUGCUACCCUUUGUGAUUUUCAUUGUGUGCUGUGAACUGAUCAACGCCACGGACAAUCCCACUGAUGUCACAGCAGAGAGUGGACAAGGGGUUGUGAUUCUACCAUGUCGAUGUUCAUACACGAGGACUGUCAUUGCGGUUGUAGAGUGGAGGCGAACUGAUCUGAUGCGUGCUGAAUAUGUGCUUCUGUAUCGUGACGACUUUUUUGUACCAGACUUCCAACACCCAUCCUUCAAGGAGCGAGUGGAUUUACAAGACAGAGGAAUGAACGAGGGAGACCUGUCUUUGGUUCUUCAGAAUGUGACAUUUGGUGAUGCUGGAAUGUACAGCUGUUCUGUUCUGACCACACGAAGAUCUCGUACAAAGCGAGCUGUGGAAACUAUCGCCAUUUUCAAGCUGAUAGUUGUCCCUACAGAUCACACGGGAGGUUCUCCACCCCGUCCGCACGUCAGAUUGAUUCUCGUGGGCAAGACCGGGUCUGGCAAGAGCGCGUCUGGUAACACUAUACUCGGCGAUAGCAACGCUUUCAAGGAGGACAUGUCACCCGAGUCCGUCACCGUUGGCUGUGUGAAGAAAGAGGUGGACAGAGACGACGUCAAAGUCGUUGUGAUCGACACUCCGGGGUUGUUUGACACAACCAAAACACAAUACGAUGUGAAAAGAAAGAUCGAGGAGUGUGUCGAACAGUCGGUACCCGGACCGCACGGAUUCCUUUUGGUAAUCAGCCUAAAGUCUAGGUUCACACAAGAGGAGCGGAGCAGCAUAAAGUGGAUUCGAGACAACUUCGGAGAAGACGCUUUCACGUACACCUUGGUCUUGUUUACACACGGUGACUUGCUAAAGGGUAAAUCGGUGAGAGACUACGUGAAGGAAAGCAAAGAGCUACAAAGAGUGAUAAACCAGUGUGGCGGAAGGUACCACAUGCUGAGCAACACUCAGAGAGUAAACCAAACCCAAGUGGACAUUCUGUUGAGUAAAAUAGAGGAAAUGGUAGAAUUCAACGGAGGUGAGCACUACAGCAACGAUAUGUACAAGGCAGCUCAGAAGAAACUCGAAAGAGACAGGGAGCGUAAGAGGAAAGAGCAAGACCAAAUGCGAAAAGAGCAUGAAGAGAUGAUUAAGACAAGGGAAUGGUGUAGAUUCUUCGGCCUUACAUCUGUGGGAUUAUUUGGAGCAGGAGCAUACUUGUCCUCUUAUGUGCUAAUGGGGAUCGGUGGGGCGCUUGGGUAUUCUCAGUUUAAUUGUUCUGUGGUCAUGUUCGGUUAG